CGCACAGUUAAAAUAUAAACCAGGUGGUGUAGUAAUUUUGCAUAAUUUGCCCCUUUUAGAACGAAAAUGAUUCGAUCGGAACGUAACAGACAGAGCCGCAACAUACUCAGAUUUAGCAAUCUAACAUUGCCCCAUCAAAAAGUGAUUGUAGUUAACGACAAAAUAGGUGCUGAAAGAAAAGCCGACCAAGCCAUUUGCAGAUGGCUCUCAGAGCAGUACGGUGAAAAGGUGGGGCAAUGUGGCGUAAAUCGUUUGAAUGAAUCCUCUCCGUUUUUGGUUAUGUUGGUAUCGAAACUUGAGCGCCGCUUCGAGCUGAAUCUAUUGUUCAAAUUUAUAGCCAAAUGCCGCAAAGACCCGAACGUAACGCAUCUGUUCGUGUGGGUUGUGGAGAGCAAGCUUCAGCAUUCUUUUGCCCUGCCAUACUUCGAGCACAUGGCCGACACCGUGGUCACUUUCGAAGAUAGCCAGCACCUAUCGCUGGUGGUUAAAAAGCCCAGUGGAUCUGUGACUAACAAAUACUACGAAAUGUACUGUCCAUCGGAACGACGUCGUGAUGAUGAGUUUUGCGUAAUGGAAGCAAAGCGUCCUCUGCAAGCGAAACAGCAACAGAGUACCGCAGAAGCGGAACCACCGAUUAACCCGGCAACGCUCGGAACGUUUAAAAUAGAUCUGAAGGAGGGAGAGUUGCAGGCGAAAAACGCACUCACGUUGCCGUUCGAAUUCUUUAAAACAACUCCUGAAGGGGGCAAAAUUCUCUACCAUCCCGACGCUGCUGACGAUCUCGAUGAAGAAGACCCGGAUGACGAUUUGUUAAUUUAGACCAACGACGAUGACGACAAAACGGCGAAAGUAAAGAGGUUGGAGCCAACAUAUUUCGGUUGGAUUCAUUUUAUUAUCGUUUUGCUGCACGCGCAAACACUUUAAUAUGUUGAUUCCUAUAAAGCAAUCGAGAGCUGCCUUCAAGCUUAAAAUACUAACACUUCUCUGGGGCGUUCGAGUAAAAAACACACAUGGUGCAAUGUUUGCGAAUGCUUCCGCUGGCAGAUUGGAGCUGCUGAACACGUGAACAUCAACAGCGAGUUCCAGUAAACUUUAGUACCUUUGUGAAAGAAGAUUCAAAAUCAUCCAGAUGGGAUUGCAGCGGGUAUGCCGAUAAAGAUCACCUUUCAAAGUAAAACAUAGCCCUCUGGAAGCCUUCGAUUGCGUUGUGUUUCUUUGCAACGUCCGUUUACGUCCGACUUCCGGGCAGUGCGCGCGCGAAUUUUUUUUAUUAUUUUAACAAAAACAUAAUCUCGUCGUCAGAAUAAGCAGGGAUAUGAUCCUUGGCUAAU
Molecule: messenger RNA, 1331 nt
Organism: Anopheles bellator
Lineage: Eukaryota; Metazoa; Arthropoda; Insecta; Diptera; Culicidae
Gene: Elp5
Product: elongator complex protein 5
Exons: 3
Coding region: 67-819 (250 amino acids)
Biological process (GO): tRNA wobble uridine modification
Cellular component (GO): nucleus; cytosol; elongator holoenzyme complex
Molecular function (GO): tRNA binding
Source: RefSeq, a predicted model, not a curated record